AUGGGAAAUUCUGGAUCACCCUCUCACGCUUGGACUCGCUUGAACACGAGUAUACAAAUGGCCAUGUUACAAGGUCAUCGUUGUUUGCAUUCAACCAUAUUUCGUUUAUCACAACAUAUAACACAAACACGUAAUCUAUCGUCAAGUUCACCGCUGCAAAUAGCCAUAAAUAAAUUACUUAUUCAUCGACAUCCACUACAUUGUCCAAAAUCAUCUUCCCUUAAGUUUCCUCCAUCUUACAUUAUUUAUCGAUAUGAAUCAUCCUCGAAGCAGGAAAAAGAACAACAUGAAAAAAAUCAGAAAGCACAUGAAAGUGGCUCUUCACCUCCGUCAUCAGAUGAACAGCAAAAGAAGAGCAAUGCAACAAAUUUAAUUUAUUUAGCCGGUGCUAUAACCGGUAUUGGAGCACUUUAUUCCUUGGCAAAAGAUAAAGGGCUCGAUGCAAAUGUAAAAUCGGCACUUGAAAAAACGACUGAUUCAGAUAAGGAAAAAGUAUCGAAAUCCCUAUUAGAAAAAGUUCAUACGGUAACACAACGACAUGAUCAAGCUGAUCAACAGGAUGAUUCGAAAAUUUCAAUAGAAAAUCUAACACCUGAUAUUCCAAAUUUUGCCCAGUAUUUAAUUAUUGGUGGUGGCACAGCCGCAAUGUCAGCAUUUAAAUCAAUUCGAGCUCAUGAUGCAACAGCAAAAGUACUAGUACUAGCAAGUGAAAAUCAUAUGCCCUACAUGAGACCACCAUUAUCCAAAGAAAUGUGGUAUUCAGAUGAUGAAGAACUUACACAAAAACAUUCGUUUAAACUAUGGAAUGGACAAGAAAAAAGUAUUUAUUUUCUUGAUGAUGAAUUUUAUACAGAUGCGAAAACAUUACAUAAACAAGAAAAUGGAGGGGUGGCUGUUGUAACGGGCAGAAAAGUUGUUGAAUUGGAUUUAAGAAACAGUGUAGCCAAAUUAGAUAAUGGAUGGGCAAUAACAUUUGAAAAAUGUUUAAUAGCCACUGGUGGAGAACCAAAAAAUAUGAAAAUAUUUCAACGACUGUCUGGAGUAUUACAAAAAAAAAUUACAUUAUACAGAGGUAGAAGCAAAAAAGAAGAUUUGGACACUGAAUAUGAGAAAGAACGAAAGAAAAUACUUAGUGAUAGUAGUAAAACAUGUGUUCAAUUAUUAUAUCAUAUUGAACGUAUACUCGAUACUAAUGGUUGUCCAAAACAUUCAAAAUUGUUUCUAAAUGAUCUAGUAAAACCAAUGUAUACAUCUUAUCAACAAGAAUAUGAUGAUAAAUCGAUAACAUCACCAUCGAGUACAACAACAACAACAACAGCAAUAUUUACUAAUAUGAAUUUAGAAUUAGAUGAAUCAACAUUUGAUAUUGCCGAUGGUAUUGCCAGUUAUUUAACUGAUAAUACUCAAACAUCAUUAACACAAAAUCAUUUAUAUAGACAAAAUUCAAAUUCGAGUCAUAGUUCAAAUUCAACAAUUGUUAAUCAUAAUAAUCAUCAUUCAUCAACAUCAUUUACACAACAUUUUCAAUUUAUUUUAAAUGCUGGUACAUCAGCUUCAGCUCGAAUUACAGAAGAAACAAUUACAUAUUUAAAUCAGGGACAACCAUAUGAAAUCAAAUUUCAUGUCAAUAAUAAUCAAAAACAAAAAUUAACAUCGAUAAAUGUCACAAAUACUCAACCAACAACUUAUCGAAGUAUUAUACGUCUCUGUUUUUGGGAUAAAUAUUUUCAAUUGAACGAAAUUGAACAUAUUAAAAAAUGGUUACGUGAAUAUAAUUCAACAAGUUUAUUCGAUAUUGAUAUGAAUUUAACAUAUGGUAUAUUGAAUUUAAUUAAAUCUCAUUCAAUACAAAAUGCUCUAGAAAUUGUCUGGGAUAAUUUACAACAAACAUCAUUAUUUAUUCGUUUUAAAUGUACAUCCACCGAUUUUACAUCAAAACGACAUGGUGGUGAAAAAGGUAUACCAUUACGAUUACAAAUUGAUACCUAUGAAACUAUUGAAGAACAAAAUACAAAUGAUAAUAGUAUUAGUGAACGUCCAAAACAUGUACACUCAUGUUGUUGUAAACUUCAAUUAUUUCGUUUAAAAGGUGCACAACGUAAAAAUAAAUCAGAUAAAAUUAAAAUUGAAAAAUUAAAUAUUGAACAACGUCGACGUUAUCAUACUGCUCUAGACUAUACAAUUAUACAACAAUGUCCAGUAUCUUCUCUUUAUACUCUUGAUUUACUAUCACACUCUCAUUCACCAAAUGAUUUAGGUAUUUAUUCACAAACUAUUGAACAACAACAACAACAACAAAAUAAUUCAAUAAUAACAGAACAAACGAUAGAUCAAACAAAGAAAGAUGUAACGAAUAAUAGUGAAAAUGAUGAUCUAACCAAUGUUGUUCUCAAACGACAUACAUCUGAUUCAUCAAUCGAACAAACAUUAACAUUAGACAAUUUUACUACUACUACAUAUAAUUGUAGUCCAUCUACAUCAUCAUCAUCACCUUUAAUAAUGUCAGCAUCUUUACCAAAUAUGAAACAAUUAUAUUGUUCAUCACCCGUUCAAUCUCAACAAUUAUAUUGUCCAUCAUCCGUUCAAUCUCAACAAACUAUUCAAAUAAUUACAACAUAUUCAACAAGUGAUGAUGUUCAAAAAUGGUUAGAAUUAAAUAAUUUUCAUACAAUAACAUCUUUAUUUCAAUAUUAUACAGGUUUAGAUUUAUUACGAUUAAAUAUUAAUGAUAUUUUAAAAAUUUGUGGUGAUUGUAUCGGUUUAAGAUUAUAUAAUCAAUUAAAACAAACUAUUAUUCAACCAAUGAAAACUUUCUAUAUUAGACAGAUAAAUGAAGAUUAUUAUCAUUGUAUUUAUUUACAUACAUUAACUCGAAAAGAAUUAUUACAAAAAAUAAUUGAACAAUUUCGAAUAAAUAAAAUUUCUUCUAUUUAUUACUGUCAACUUUAUAUUGAACAACAACAACAAAAAUUAAAAAUAAAACUUGAUGAUGAUGUAAUUAAAUAUUCGAUUAAUAAUCAAAUGAGAUUUGUGUUACGUUCAAAUCAAAAUGAACAAAAUUUUAUACAUGAAAUUGUACUCAUUGACGAUUUUUUUUCACUGAAAAAUGUAAUUGAUGAUGGUUCGGAUGUGGCAAUUAUCGGUGGAGGUUUUCUUGGCUCAGAAUUAGCGUGUGCUCUUGCUCAUAGAGCAAAUAAAAAAAAAGACUCAGCCAAAGUUGCAAAAGUAAUACAAUUAAUACCAGAAGCUGGUAAUAUCGGCAAAGUAUUACCGGAAUAUUUAAGUAAAUGGACAACAGAACGUGUGAGAGAAGAAGGUGCAGAAGUAAUAACAGAAAUUGAAGUAACUGGUGCACAAAUGCAAAAAAAUAAAAUAAAUAUCCAAUAUCUCGAUAGUAGUGAACCGAAAAAGACAAAUAAUGUAAUUGUUUGUGAAGGCUUCAUAAGUGUCGAUCAUAUUGUUGUUGCUGUUGGUAUUGAUCCGAAUACUGAAUUAGCUGCAUCGGGUGGUUUAGAAGUACAUCCUGAGUUGGGCGGUUAUGUUGUUAAUGCUGAAUUACAAGCACGACAUAAUAUUUGGGUAGCCGGCGAUUGUGCAUGUUUUUAUGAUAUUAUAUUGGGUCGACGACGAGUUGAACAUUAUGAUCAUGCGGUUGUCAGUGGAAAAUUGGCAGGAGAAAAUAUGACAGGAGCUAAUAAACCAUAUUGGCAUCAAUCAUGGUUCUGGUCUGAGUUGGGUCCACGAAUUAGUUUUGAAGCCAUUGGUUUAACUGAUUCAUCAUUACAAACAGCAGCUGUUUAUGCCAAAGGUGGAGCAGAUGAAGCACAAAAAGAAGAUGAAAUGGGAAAUCGAGAACAAGCAUCAAAUCAGACUGAAAAUAAAGCGGAUAGUUUUCAAGAUAUAGUGAAAGCAAAUGAAAAGAAAACCUAUGGUGAUGAUUACGGAAAAGGUGUGGUAUUUUAUCUGAAAGAAGGACGAGUAGUAGGCAUUGUACUAUGGAAUGUACAUGAUAGAAUACCAAUUGCUAGAAAGAUAAUUAAAGAUCAAUUACGUGUGACCGAUUAUCAAGAAUUGGCUAAAUUACUUAAUAUUCAUCAGGAAUAG
Molecule: messenger RNA, 4104 nt
Organism: Didymodactylos carnosus
Lineage: Eukaryota; Metazoa; Rotifera; Eurotatoria; Philodinida; Philodinidae
Source: the annotation of a GenBank genome assembly